Temnothorax curvispinosus is the source of this 2080-nucleotide messenger RNA. RefSeq names its product elongation of very long chain fatty acids protein AAEL008004-like. Gene Ontology annotation, molecular function: fatty acid elongase activity. Gene Ontology annotation, biological process: sphingolipid biosynthetic process; fatty acid elongation, monounsaturated fatty acid; fatty acid elongation, polyunsaturated fatty acid. The record is from RefSeq and is a predicted model, not a curated record. Bases 679 to 1551 code for a protein of 290 amino acids. Gene Ontology annotation, cellular component: endoplasmic reticulum membrane. The transcript has 4 exons. Lineage: Eukaryota; Metazoa; Arthropoda; Insecta; Hymenoptera; Formicidae.
UGGUGGUAGACCUCCAAAUACAUAAUAACAACACGACGAAAGGAAGGACAGCGGUCUGAUAAAAACACUUCGCUCGUCGAUACAUUGCGCUACUGCUGUUGCUGCUGCUACUGCUCCGGAGGACGUCCACGUCGUUUGCGAAAGGGGGAAAGAACCCGCGGUGCAGCGUCGUGCAUCCGUUGUACUGUAGAUACGAACCGCCACUCCACGCACGGUGUUCAAACAGUCUCUCGUUAACUUGCAUCGGAGACUAAUCUCUAUUCAUCUAUCGCCGUCGGUUUUCCUUUUUUACCCCUUCCUAUUUUUUCCGAUUUUCCUCGUGUCUUGAAUCAGUUACACAUAAUACCGCUCGUCAGUCCGAUCCGGUAAACAGUCGUGUGAACAACGACGAUCGUGAGAAAAAUCUGAUAGACGGUAGGCACCGAUAAUAAAGAGUCUGAUCGUAGCGAGCAUCUUACCAGUGACAACGACGAUCUUGCCAGUAUUGACGAAGACUGCCGGAUUAUUGAAACUGCGCAAAUCGGUGGACCAAGGGAUCUUUUGGAAUUGCGAAAUCACGAUCGAGAAUAGCUAUUCUAGCCGGCCAUCCUAGCUUUGACUGGUGACAAGAAGAUUUUGGUCAAGAUUUAGUGACUGAUUUUAUUUUGUAUUUUUAUAUUUACGAAGUUAGACUGCGAGAUGUCGUACAUCGUGGAGUGGUAUAGAGAUUUGAUGGACAACAAACAUGAUCCGAGAACGCAAGAAUGGUUUUUGGUCUCUAGUCCCGGUCCUGUCCUGACGAUCAUAGCGACAUAUUUGUACUUCUGCAUUUCCGCCGGACCGAGAUACAUGAAGGACAAGAAGCCGUACGACUUGAGAAACACUUUAAUAAUUUAUAAUUUCAUUCAGGUUCUGUUAAGUCUUUAUCUGGUUCACGAAGGUUUAAUGGGUGGCUGGUUGUACGAAUAUAGUUUUAUUUGUCAACCAGUCGAUUACACAUAUAAACCGAGUUCAAUUAGGAUGGCCCACGCCGUGUACUUAUACUUUAUGUGCAAACUGAUCGAGCUACUGGACACGGUGUUCUUUGUUUUACGGAAGAAAGAUCGACAGAUCUCAUUUCUGCAUCUCUAUCAUCACUCGUUGAUGCCGGUCUGCGCCUGGAUCGGUGUCAAGUUCUUCGCUGGCGGUCAUCCGACCCUUCUCGGCGUCAUAAACUCCUUCGUCCACGUCUUCAUGUACACCUAUUACAUGCUGGCCGCGUUCGGGCCGCAAAUGCAGAAGUACCUCUGGUGGAAGAAGCAUCUGACUACCAUGCAGAUCGUGCAGUUCAUCAUAGUAUUUUCCCAUAAUAUUCAAAUGCUCUUUACCAGCUGCAACUUCCCGAAGCCGCUGUCGUUCCUGCUCACGAUCAACGCCGGCUUGUUCAUUUACAUGUUCGGAUCGUUCUACGCGAAUAAUUAUAUGAAAUCGAACGUGCGACGGGAAUUGAAGGCCAAUGGUGCUGCUAACGGCACUACUAGUGUUAAUGGUCACGCAAUCUCAAAAGAGAUGGACCGUGGUAAAUCCGAUUAAAGGACUCGUUGCAGAGUCUUUCUACCCGUAGAACUGUAAGUGUGAGAGCAGAAGAAUGAUUUUUUUUUUUUCAAGAUUUUUUCAUAGUUAAUUAGGGAGCGGAUUCUUGUAUUGUAACGUAAUAAAAUGUCACGCUAGAUAAUUUUCUCCCUCGCGAUUACUCCGCCGAUAUUUGUACAAUGCAUGUUACGAAAGUAGAUUAAUACGUACGAAAGAAUGGUAUCUAACAAAUAUGAGUAAAGAUAGAUUUGACUCUUAUUUGUAUCAAGAACAAUCUGCUUACAAGCGAUCCUUACGCGAAUUACGCGCGAUCUAUAGAAGAUUGAAGUAUUACUCUUGCAUAAAAAAUGUAUGCCUUUUCGAAUUGCGAAGUGAUAUUAAUGAGAUGCAUAAUACGAUCUGGCAUGAAAUAUGUAGCUAGAAUAAGCUUAUCAAAUUAUGUUUCGAAGUUCUACACAGAAAAAGAGAAUGUUCUUGAUUUGAAAAUAUCUUUAGUUUCAACGUGGAAAUCUUGAAAUGAGAUUAUAUU